CUCUUCUCUUCAAUCCACCCACAUCCCACAUCUACUCCUCAAGCCCAAGAAAUAUUCGACCAAGUUUCUCGCCAGUGACCAAUGCUAGUUCUUAGAAGAGUUGAUUUAGUUCACUACUUCGUAAGGAAAAAUCCUCUUCAAGUCCAAGGUUUUGCCGGUCUUCCAGAAAUCCAUACACCCCCCGCUCAUCCGCCUUCACCAUGGCUUUGAGCAAUUUCGGAUCAAUUGUCCUCCAAAUCCUAAUCUUCAUUACGACUCUCGUGAAUUUCACUUUCACUCUCACUACCCUAGGUCCUUUUUUCCUCCUGGUUCUGUACGCGGUAUCAAAAAUCUUUUCAACCGCCCCAGAAGAAGAUAUAUUCAAGAGAUGUCAACUACGUUACCUCUACCACGAUUGAUGGACGAUGCAGCUCACACAGAUUCCCGUGAAUCGCAGAUAUCAUAUUCUAAAGACGAUUCAUCUACGAAUGACAGUAUAUAUAGGCAUCGAUGGCAGAGAUCUGAUAUAGAAAAUGGGUAUGCGGAUGCCAAUGGACAUGGGAAUACAAAUACCAACAACUCAGACAAUGGAGGCUCUGCCGGAUCAGAGGCUUUGGUUGUUAAGGAUGAUCAUGGGGUAGGCGAAGUGGACCAGCAGCCAGAUACCAGGGAGAAAGCAGCUGCCAAAGUUACUGUUCGGGAUCGCAUUGGUUGUCUGAGAUGGACUUGGUUUACUUUGACAAUGGCAACUGGAGGAAUUGCAAAUGUCCUCCAUUCCAGUAUAUCAUCUUGUUAUAAUUGCUCUUGGGAUCAGUUCUGACAUCCUAUAGUACCAUAUCGGUCGAACUGGUUGCAGAUCCUGGGAGAAGUUGUAUUCCUCCUGAAUCUUGCAUUUUUUAUAAUGAUUUGUGUAUUAAUGUCUCUUCGUUUCAAAUGGAAACCUGGAAGUUUCUCUAAAUCUUUCCUUAGUCCAUCUGAAUCUUUGUAUAUUCCUGCUUGUGUAAGUCGAUUCCAAUCAUUUCCGUUGUACAAUAAUCUAACGUAUUAUCAGAUGAUAUCGUAUGUAACAUCCUCAUCAACGAAACAAUUGCUACUAAAUGUUAAUAGUGUAGGAACAAUACUUGUAACGAUGUGUCAAUAUGGCAUUCCAAAGACCGGAGUAUGGUUCCAAACUACCAUGCAUGUGUGCUUUUGGGUAUACUGCACGUUGAGCGUAUUGGCAAGCUCUGGUCUUUAUUUAUUACUUUGGUCCACACAGUAAGUGUAAACCCUACCAUGCACAACAUCAGCUUAUAUUUCUACUAGAGAAUUUCCCAUUUCUAACAUGACCCCCCUCUGGACUUUUCCUGCCUAUCCAUUGCUCUUGACCGGUCCAAUUGCGUCAAAUCUUAUUUCUACUUUGCCAGAUGCAUCUGCAGCUGCACGUAUGAAUUCUCCUGCGAUUGCUUUUGGGGCGAUUUGCUUCCAAGGAAUUGGAUUUCUCCUUAGUCUAAUGGUUUACAGUGCUUUCCUGUAUCGAUUGAUGACUAAAAAGCUCCCGCAAGAGACUACACGGCCGGGAAUGGUAAAUUAUACCCCGCACGGCAUUUUUUCAGUCGCUUACUACUAUUAGUUCGUGUCAGUAGGACCAAGUGGGUUCACAGUAACAGCAAUUGUUGGACUGGCGAGUUCUGUCAGAACAACAAUUUUACCAGACGGGUAUAUGGGCAAUACUGAUGGUCCGUUUAUUCUGUACUUGAUGGGAAAUUUCGCGGGACUUUUCAUCUGGGGUCUAUGCCUUUGGUUUUGCUUGAUUUCAAUGGGUGCUCAUUGGCAAGUCUUGCAGCCUAAUCACCCUGAGCAUCAUAUAAGUGCUGAUAUGACAUGGUACGGGCUUUCCUCCAUUAAUUUGAAGAAUAAAUUACUAACACAUGUAGGAAUUCAUUUAUAUUUCCAAAUACCGCACUAGCUACAGCAACUAUACAAAUAGGAACAGCAUUUGGCUCAAAUGUCAUUCGUAUCAUUGGGACCGUGAUUUCUGUCAUACUGGUUGUUGUUUGGCUCGGAGUUCUUUCUAUGCUAAUCAGAGCCUUGUUCUUGAAACGACUUCUUAUGCCAGAUCAACUUGACGGAGCUGCUUCUCAAAGGAAGAAAUGGACGACGAAAGUUAAGAAAGUCAAGGGAAGGAAUCAAAGCCGCAUCGCGAGAUAAUUUGACGAAGGUAGGCAGUGGUGGGUGGGGUAGCUACAUUUUGUAGAUAAGUUCCUGAUUUUAGCAUUUCGUGAUAGAUUUUAGAUAUUUAUUUGUUCGGAUAUUAAGACAAGAUUGACCCCUUGAAAAUU
Messenger RNA from Sclerotinia trifoliorum, 2300 nucleotides. The record is from the annotation of a GenBank genome assembly. NCBI's taxonomy places the organism in Eukaryota, Fungi, Ascomycota, Leotiomycetes, Helotiales, Sclerotiniaceae.